UCCGGUGUGUGGGCGGGGCUCUGCGCUCCCGGUCCGGAUUCCCUGUGAGUGAGUGUGAGUGAGAGAGAUAGGGCUGGACAGCACUUCAGCCAUAUUCCACGCUGCUACCACCAAGCUCCGUGCGUUGGCCGAAAAAAAAGGUGGCUCCCGUGGCUGUAAAAGGAACUGGUGUUGCUGAAGGUCCCUACGAAACUCAGCAAUUUGGGAUCCCCGGAUAUUUUUCCAUCAUUCUUGUUCGCAGCCGGUGGAGCUUCAACGAUUGGUCGACGAAAGAAACUAACGAGCGAAGAGAUCUCCAUUUCUCCAAAGUGGAAAGUGGAGAUUUGUUUGGGAUUAAAGCAAAUGGGACCGGUUAGACGCUGAAUCAGAGGGAAGCGAACAUGGUGGCGACUGGAACAGACCCGAAAAAGUCUGGGCCGUAGAACAGAAAUUUAACAAAAUGUCGGAUUUAUUCUAGUUGGAGGAGUCCGGGACUUUAGCACUAAACCUCGGGUAGAUAAAUCCAUUUUUUCUUUUUUUUGUGUGUUUGCGGGAGAAGGGGGAGGAAGGAGAGAAGAGGUGGAGGAGGAAUUUGUCGGGGUGCCUUUUCUCCAAGAGAGGGAGCGGUGACUUGUAUUCAAGGAAAAUGUCAGCGAAGGUGAGGCUGAAGAGGCUGGAACAGCUGCUGCUGGACGGCCACCAGAAGGGCGAAAGUUUCCUGAGUGUGGAAACGCUUCUGGAUAUCCUGAUCUGUCUUUAUAACGAGUGCAGCAACUCGCCCCUUCGGAGGGAGAAGAACGUCUCUGAAUUUCUGGAAUGGGUGAAGCCGUUUACCACCACUGUGAAGGAUAUGCGGCUGCACCGGGAUGACUUCGAGAUGCUCAAGGUGAUUGGCAGAGGGGCAUUCGGAGAGGUUGCCGUGGUGAAGAUGAAGCAGACAGAGAGGGUCUACGCCAUGAAGAUCCUGAACAAGUGGGACAUGCUGAAGAGAGCCGAGACGGCUUGUUUCCGUGAGGAGAGGAACGUGCUGGUUCAUGGAGACUGUCAGUGGAUCACAACGCUACACUAUGCCUUCCAGGACGACAACUACCUGUAUCUGGUGAUGGAUUAUUACGUGGGCGGAGACCUGCUGACUCUGCUUAGCAAGUUUGAGGACCGUCUUCCGGAGGACAUGGCGAGGUUCUACGUGGCCGAGAUGGUCCUCGCCAUCCACUCCAUCCAUCAGCUCCAUUACGUGCAUCGGGACAUAAAACCGGACAACGUGCUGCUGGACAUGAACGGCCAUAUCAGGUUGGCAGAUUUCGGCUCGUGCCUGAAGAUGAUGGACGAUGGGACGGUGCAGUCUUCAGUUGCGGUCGGCACGCCGGAUUACAUCUCCCCAGAGAUCCUGCAGGCCAUGGAGGACGGCAUGGGGAAGUACGGGCCCGAGUGCGACUGGUGGUCGCUGGGGGUCUGCAUGUACGAGAUGCUGUAUGGCGAGACGCCCUUCUAUGCAGAGUCGCUGGUGGAGACCUAUGGCAAGAUCAUGAACCACGAAGAACGCUUCCAAUUCCCGUCCCACAUCACGGACGUGUCGGAAGAUGCCAAGGACCUGAUCCAGCGGCUCAUCUGCAGCCGGGAGCGACGCAUGGGCCAGAGCGGCAUCGAGGACUUCAAAUGCCACCCGUUCUUCAGGGGCGUGGAUUGGGAGCACAUCCGCCACACGGAAGCGCCGUACAUCCCCGACGUCAGCUCACCCUCCGACACCUCCAACUUCGACGUGGACGACGACGUGCUGAAGAACCCGGACGUGGUUCCCCCGAUGUCCCACACGGGGUUUUCCGGCCAGCACCUCCCUUUUGUGGGCUUCACCUACACCACAGAGAGCUCCUUCUCCGACUGCGGCAGCAUGCAGAGGGCGAUGACGGCGGCCAGCCCGGAGGGGGAGGUCCAGCGAGACGCGGACGGCGGCCUGCAAGUGGAGGCCUUCGAGCGGCGCAUCAAGCGGCUGGAGCAGGAGAAGCUGGAGCUGAACCGCAAGCUGCAGGAAUCCACUCAGGCCGUGCAGUCGCUCCAUGGGUCAUCUCGCGGGGUCGGCACGCUCGGUAGAGACAAGGAGAUUAAGAAGCUGAACGAGGAGGUCGAACGGCUGAAGAAGAAGUUGGCAGACUCUGAUCGACUGGAGCACCAGCUUGAGGAGGCAGUGACCCUCCGACAGGACUAUGAAACAUCUUCCACCAAGCUGAAGACUCUGGAAAAGCAGGUGAAAGCCCUGCGACAAGAGAGGGAGGAGACCCAGAAGCAACUGGCCGACUCCCUAGAGCGACUGAAGUCGCAGACCAAGGAGCUGAAGGAGGUGCACCAGCAGCGGAAGCUGGCCCUGCAGGAGUCGCAGGAGCUGAGCGAGCGCGUCAGCGAGCUGCGCUCCCAGAAGCAGCGGCUCUCCCGCCAGCUGCGCGAUAAAGAGGAGGAGAUGGAGUCGCUCCUACAGAAGAUGGACGGCAUGCGGCAGGAGAUCCGCCGGACAGAAAAGGCCCGCAAGGAGCUGGAGGCCCAGCUGGACGACAGCAAGGCCGAGGCAUCGAAGGAGCGGAAGCUGCGUGAGCACAGCGAGACGUACUGCAAGCAGCUGGAGGGCGAGCUGCAGGCACUCAAGGUGAAGCAGGGCAGCGGUCGGGCCAGCGUCCUCAGCCCGGAGAGCCAGCAGGAUCUGUCCAAGGUGCGGGUGGAGCUGGACCGGAAGGCGGUGUUGUAUGAGGAGGAGCUGGGCCGGCGCGAGGCCACCCAUACCGCCGAGCUGAAGAGUUUGCGCAAAGAGCUACGCGACUCAGAGAGCCAGCAGCUGGCGCUGCAGAAGGAGGUGCUGCAGCUGAAGGACAAGCUGGAGAAGGACAAGCGUGAGCGGCAGAGCGAGAUGGACGAGGCGAUGGGGACUCUGAAGGAGAAGUACGAGCGCGAGAGGACCAUGCUGGGAGAGGAUAACCGCAAGCUGAUUGCAGAGACCGACCGGCUGUGCACAUUCGUGGACAAACUGACGGCCCAGAACCGGCAGCUGGAGGAUGAGCUCCAGGAUCUGGCUGCCAAGAAAGAGAGCGUGGCCCACUGGGAGGCACAGAUAGCGGAGAUCAUCCAGUGGGUUAGUGACGAGAAGGACGCUCGUGGUUACCUGCAAGCCCUGGCUUCCAAGAUGACGGAGGAGCUCGAAUCGCUGCGCAGCUCCAACCUGGGCGUCCGACCCAUGGACCCCCUUUGGAAAGUACGGCGCAGUCAGAAGCUGGAUAUGUCAGCUCGCCUCGAGCUGCAGUCGGCACUGGAUGCCGAAAUCCGGGCCAAGCAGCUGGUCCAGGAAGACCUACGAAAGGUCAAGUCUGCCAACAUCUCCUUGGAAAGCAAACUGAAGGAUGCAGAAUCCAAGAACCGGGAGAUGGCUGACCAGUUGGAGACUGUGAAGAAGGACCUGGAGGACAGCCGGUCCCGGUCCGACAAAGGUUUAAAACUUCCACACUUCCAGGACUCCAUCUUUGAGUACUUCAACACCUCCUCGCUUGGCCGUGACCUGACGUUCAGAACCAGCUCCAUCACUGAGCUCGAUUCGGUGCCCCAGAAGGCCGACGUCCCUCCCUCCCCCACGCCAGCUACAGAGCAGGACGAGCCAGACAAGCCCGCCCCUGCUGCCCCGGUGGUCACCCCCUCUGUGUACCAGUCCUCAGCCUUGACCUCCCCAAAGCCCAAAGCUCACCAGCUGAGCAUCAAGACCUUCUCCAGCCCCACCCAGUGUACUCACUGCAGCUCCCUGAUGGUGGGUCUCAUUCGCCAGGGCUACGCCUGUGAAGUUUGCUCCUUCAUCUGUCACGUCUCGUGCAAGGACCAUGCCCCCCAGGUCUGCCCCAUCCCCCCGGAGCAGGCCAAGCGGCCCCUGGGCAUUGACGUGCAGCGGGGCAUUGGGACGGCCUACAAGGGCUUUGUCAGGAUCCCCAAACCUACAGGGGUGAAAAAGGGCUGGCAGCGGGCCUACGCCGUGGUGUGCGACUGCAAGCUCUUCCUGUACGACGUCCCUGAGGGCAAGUCCACCCAGCCGGGCAUGGCGGCCAGCCAGGUGCUGGACCUCAGAGAUGAGGAGUUUUCUGUGAGUUCCGUCUUGGCGUCAGACGUGAUCCAUGCCACUCGAAAAGACGUCCCCUGUAUAUUCCGGGUGACGUCGUCGUUGUUGAGCUCGCCGCAGCGCACGGCUUCACUGCUGGUGCUGGCGGAGAGCGAGACGGAGAAGAGGAAGUGGGUGGGGAUCCUGGAGGGCCUUCAGACCAUCCUGAGCAAGAACAAGCUGAGGAACCGUGCCGUGCACGUGGCCCACGAGGCCUACGACAGCAGCCUGCCCGCCAUCAAGACCACCCUGUCCGCCAGCAUCGUGGACCGUGAGCGCAUUGCCCUGGGCACAGAGGAGGGCCUCUAUGUCGUGGAGGUUACCAGAGAUGUGAUUGUUCGGGCAGCCGACUGCAAGAAGGUCCACCAGAUCGAGCUGAUUCCCAAGGAGAAGAUGGUAAUCUUGCUGUGUGGCCGCAAUCGACACGUGCACCUCUACUCCUGGGCCGUGCUGGAGGGUGCCGAGUGCAGCUUGGACCUGAAGCUGCCGGAGACCAAAGGCUGCCAGGCGCUGACCACGUGCACCCUACGACCCGGGGGGCCUGCCUGCCUGCUGGCUGCCAUCAAGCGGCAAGUGGUGUGCUAUGAGGUGGCACGCGCCAAGCAGCAAUGCCGCAAGCUGUGGGAAGUGCAGGCGCCGGGCCCGGUGCAGUGGCUGGGCAUCUUGCGCGAGCGACUGUGUAUGGGCUACGCAUCCGGCUUUGCCCUUCUCAGCCUGCAGGGGGAGUCGUCGCCCGUCAGCCUGGUGGGCCCCACCGACCCGUCGCUGUCCUUCCUCAGCCAGCAGCCUCUGGACGCCCUGCACGCGGCCGAGGUUGGCACAAAUGAGUUCCUGCUCUGCUUCAGCGAGCUGGGCAUCUACGUGGACCUGCAGGGGCGCCGCUCCCGCGUCCAGGAGCUCAUGUGGCCGGCUACACCAAUCGCCUGCAGCUCAAAUCUGUCCUACCUGACGGUCUACAGCGACUAUGGCGUCGACGUCUUCGACGUCAACACCAUGGAAUGGGUCCAAACCAUAUCUUUAAGAAAGGUUCGCCCCCUCAACGUGGAGGGCAGCUUAAAUCUGCUGGCCUCUGAGCAACCUCGCCUUGUGUACUUCAGUAACAGCUCAACAGAGGCCUCAGACCUGGCCGUACCCGAGACGUUCGACAACAGCAGGAAGCUGAUGGUGAGGACGCGCAGCAAGAGGAAGUUCCUGUUCAAAGUACCUGAAGAGGAGAGACUUCAGCAGAGGAGGGAGAUGCUUAGAGACCCAGAGCUGCGGUCCAAGAUGAUCUCCAACCCCACCAACUUCAACCACGUGGCCCACAUGGGCCCUGGAGACGGCAUGCAGGUUCUGAUGGACCUGCCGCUGCAGAGUGAGAUCCCCUCCCCUUCAUCCUCUCGACACCAUGCCCUGAUAUCUCCUCCAACCAACUUUGAGCACGUCUAUCACAUGAGCCCUAUCUCUGCCGAAAUCUAUCUCCAGAAAGAGCCUUCCUCACUGCACGGCCUGUCCCAGCUCUCCUCCUCUUCUUCCUCUCCUUCCACCUCCUCCUUAGGAAGGAGUGUUGUUCCAACCUCCCAGGAGGAUUCUGGGAAGGACAGAGUGCGUCCUGCCUCCAGCAUCUCUCGCUCACAGAAGAAUAAGACUUAUACGCGAACCGCCUCAGGGGCCGGGGACUUCAGUGGUGCUGGGUUGUCCCGCCACAUCUCAGACCCUGACCAGGAGUUUGAAAGAGAGCCUGACUCGGACUCCACCAAGCACUCAACCCCUUCCAACAGCUCCAACCCCAGCAGCCCCCCAAGCCCCAACUCACCCCACCGCAGUCAGCUCACUCUGGACGGGCUUGACCACACCACCUUCGACGCCUGAUGCCGCCUCCCUGUCAUCUCCCCAUAUUCAACUUCUGUUGCUUCAAAGUGCCAAGAAUAGAUCCUCUGUUCUCUUGCUCUCUCGACUUUCAGAGCCUCUCCAGCCCAGUUUAAUUUCACGUUCCCUAGCUCCUUACUCAAGAUGGUUACUCGAUGUUAAAUCUUGCCCCUCCCCCUCUGCAAAUCAAUCCCAACCAAAAAUUGGUGGCAAUUUUUUCCCCCCCAUUUUUUUUCUUUCUGUCCAGAAAACAAACUUAAAAGAGAGCCUGAAGUCUUUUCAUGUAAAAACAAAAUGCUUAUUUUUUUUAUGUCACUCUGUGAAAAGGAUGUUGUUAAUGUGGGACAUUAAUUCCCCAUAAAGGGCCUGGGUGAUUUCAGAUCCAACAGCUCCAGCUCACUGUGUUGAAACGUCGCGGAUGAUUUGAGCCAGGAUUGUCCUUGGUCUGUAUGUGAAAUGGCGCCCUCUGUUGGUACAUAGGGCAUAUAUCAGCUUCAGGGUAAAAUGUCCAUUCUGUCAAUAGAUUAUUACAGAUAUUUUUUACCCACAAGAUUUUUUUUUAUUUGAUAGAUUUAAUAUCGCUGAGAAGAUGGAGAUUUAUGUGGGGAUCUUUUGAGGGGGGCAAAAUAAAAUACUAAAGAUGACACUAAUGUUCAAGAUACCCUUAUCACAGAUGUUUGUAUUUCAGAAAAAGGAAAAGAAAGGCUUUUUUAAUGUACAGUAUAUGUAUGAAUAUGUUAAAAGAGCAUUACAUGGCUAGAAGGGAGAUGAGCUUUUCUCAGGAGCUGGGAGUUGGUGUCUGAUGCGUGGCGUCCCGCCUUUGAUUGGACGGGGGCAGGCUGAUGCAGGGUACAUGCAUGGUGGCCACGUGUCACGGUUGAGGUAAUGCGGCUGCUGUGGGCUCCCCUUUGACCAAGUCUGUAAGUGAAGCUUUUUAGUGUUUUAUGACUCGAGCCCUGACCUCUGCAGCAGUUCUACUUGUAGGUGAAACACUGCAUAUUAACUGACAGAUGAAAAUGGCUGUUAAAAACAAAUGAAAUCUAGCGGUGAUGUCAGAAUAUAGACAGGAGUUCUCAUAGGAAUUGCUACAGUUCUUAUUACUGCUGCUUAUUUUAAUUGAAAUGUAAAGAAAUGCAUGAACAUCCCACUCACCGAAACCCUCGGCUCCACUCUUGUUGUAUUAGUCACUUAGGAACAGUGUUGAACAUAAAUGCUAGCUCCUGUCCUCAUUGCCGCCAGUUAUUCCGCCUGUCCACCAGGUGGUGCUGUUUUGUGUAUAUUUUAAUCAGUGUAUUAUAAAUUUGAAUCCAGAUGUUUGUGAGUACGGACAUGUAAUUAAAGGCCAUGGUUGGCAUAUCAAGUUUGUCACUCUAGUGUGCCUUCAGUGCCAUUUUAUAAGACUGUAUGACAUCAGUUCUAUACUUGCAUAUAUCUUAACAUUACGGGCUAAUAGUGACACUGCAAAUUGUGGUGUUUUUUUUCUGUUUCAGAAACACUGUAUCAAACUUGCACAUUUCUUUUAGUUUAAGAAAACCUUGAUUUUAUGUAAACUUAAUACCCAUCACUGUAAUCUGCCCAGGUUUUAUUUCCCCCCUCUCUCUGUUCAGUCUCUGAAAAUGACUCCAUUUGUUAAAAUACUACUGCUUUUUUAAAAUCACGUUGAAACCUUUGUAAUUAUUGAGUUGUGAUCAAGUAUUUGAGCAGGCAAUAAAAAAAGAGGGAGGUACCUAACCCA
Paramormyrops kingsleyae is the source of this 7682-nucleotide messenger RNA. RefSeq names its product CDC42 binding protein kinase beta (DMPK-like) (gene cdc42bpb). Gene Ontology annotation, biological process: actomyosin structure organization; peptidyl-threonine phosphorylation. Gene Ontology annotation, molecular function: ATP binding; protein serine/threonine kinase activity. The record is from RefSeq and is a predicted model, not a curated record. Lineage: Eukaryota; Metazoa; Chordata; Actinopteri; Osteoglossiformes; Mormyridae. Gene Ontology annotation, cellular component: cytoskeleton; cytoplasm.